Phyllopteryx taeniolatus (common seadragon) is the source of this 3246-nucleotide messenger RNA. Its product is annotated as kinesin-like protein KIF3B. Gene Ontology annotation, biological process: microtubule-based movement. The record is from RefSeq and is a predicted model, not a curated record. NCBI's taxonomy places the organism in Eukaryota, Metazoa, Chordata, Actinopteri, Syngnathiformes, Syngnathidae. The transcript is spliced from 7 exons. Gene Ontology annotation, molecular function: ATP binding; microtubule binding; microtubule motor activity. The coding region runs from base 193 to 2130 and encodes 645 amino acids.
CACGUGUGUUUGCCUCGCCUGCCAUUGUCCGUCGUCAUCCCGGUCAGGGCGUGUUCCGGUGCUGCCGGCGUGUUGACAUCGUUCCAGCCGCGAUGCGGAGCCCGCGUCGCGGCUAUCACACCUCGAGUUCACCGUGACGCGGCCGGAAGAAUGGAAGCGUGAAAAGAGAGAGAGAAGGCGAGGUCUUCAACCAUGUCCACGAGCAACAAGGGGAAGACGGCGUGCGAGUCGGUCCGGGUGGUGGUCCGCUGCCGGCCGCCCAACAACAAGGAGGCGACGGCCGAGAAGGGGAGCUCCAUCCUGGAAGUGGACCCCGAGCUGGGCCGCAUCUGCGUGCGGAACCCGAGCGCUCCAGCCGGCGAGCUCGCGAAGGAGUUCGUUUUCCACUCGGUGUUCGGCUGGGGGUCCACCCAGGGCGAGGUGUACGACGACGCCGUCGGGCCCCUGGUAGACUCGGUUCUGCUGGGCUUCAACGGGACGGUUUUCGCCUACGGCCAGACCGGCACGGGCAAGACGUGGACCAUGAGGGGGGUGCCGGGCGACCCGGAGAGGCGGGGGGUCAUCCCCAACGCCUUCCAUCACAUCUUCGCCCACAUCUCCCGCAGCCGGGGCCACAAGUACCUGGUCCGCUCCUCUUACUUGGAGAUCUACCAGGAGGAGAUCCGGGACCUGCUGUUGGAGAACGGCAGAAAGCUGGAGCUGAAGGAGAGCCCCGAGGAGGGCGUCUACGUCAAGGACCUGUCCUGGGUGGUCACCAAGGACCCGGCCGAGAUGCACCACCUGCUCACCCUGGGCGACCGAUCCCGCUCGGUGGGCUCCACCGACGCCAACCGCCACAGCUCCCGCUCGCACGCCAUCUUCGCCGUCACGGUGGAAUGCGGGUCCGAGUCCGAGGACCAGGUCCGGGUGGGGCGCCUCAACAUGGUGGACCUGGCCGGGAGCGAGCGGCAGAGCCGGACGGGCGCCCGGGGCGAGCGGCUGCGGGAGGCGGCCAAGAUCAAUCUGUCGCUUUCCGCCUUGGGGAACGUCAUCUCGGCGUUGGCGGACGGCAAGGGCGGCCACGUGCCCUACAGGGACUCCAAACUCACCCGCCUCCUGCGAGACUCGCUGGGCGGCAACGCCAAGACAGUCAUGAUCGCCACGGUGGGGCCCUCGGAGCGAGACCGCCACGAGUCCCUGGCCACCCUGAGGUACGCCGGCCGGGCCAAGAACAUCAAGAACAAGCCCCGCGUCAACGAGGACCCCGAGGCCGCCCUCCUCAGGGAGUUCCAGAGGGAGAUCGCCAGACUCAAGGCCCUCCUGGAGGAGCGAGGCGCCCUGGCCAGCGAGCGGCGGCAGAGGCGAAGGGACAGCAAGAGACUCAGCAGGGACCUCGCGGAACUUUGGAAGGAGGACGAGGAGGAGGAGGAAGAGGGAGAAGCCAGCGGCGGGCCCCAAAUCACGAGGCGCCACUCCAACGGGAAAACCGACCACAGCCAGUGGGAUCGGGAAGCCGUGGAGAAGAUCAUUGAGAAGUACAAGGCCAUGGAGAGCAAAUUGUUGGAGGGCGGCAAGACCAUCACGGAUCACACCAAUGAGCAGCAGAAGUUGCUGGAGCAGAAGAGGCGCGAGAUCGCCGAGCAGAUUCGCCGGGAGAGGGAGAUGCAGCGGCAGAUAACGCUGCAGGACGAGGAGACUCUGGAGAUGAGGGAAACCUUCUCCUCGCUGCAGCAGGAAGUGGAGAUGAAGACCAAGAAGCUGAGGAAGUUGUACACUAAACUGCAGCUGGUAUGGGCUGAGAUGCGCGACGUGAUCGACGAGCACGUCGCAACCAGACAGGAGCUGGAACAGACGCAGAACCAACUCACGCGAGAGCUCAAGUACAAAUCCCUCUUGAUGGAGAAUUUCGUCCCUCCCGCCGAAAAGAAAAAGAUCAUAAACAGACUUCACUUUGACGCCGAGGAAGAUCAGUGGAGGCUGCUGUCGGCCAUUCCGUCCGAAAGGAGCACUUUCAGUAAGUCAGCCUGGUCAGUGAGGAGCGCUGGUGAGUGGAACUCAGUACCUGAGGAGGUUAAACUGCUUACAACAUACAAGGCCUUCACAAAAAAACUGAAAAUGUGGCAAGUUAACACCUAUAGCUGCCAACACUAACAGACAAGUAUGUUAUGUUGUUUUUUUUGUUAUGAUCAAAACAAUUAUGGUUUUAUUCUCUGUUAAUAGUAUAGUUUGAUUAUGUAUCCUGUAUUAUAUUGUCUUUGUAGAUGUAUUUUACUGCUUUUCUACAUCAUGGCCAGGGGGACUACAGAUGAAAACUAGCCUUCUGGCUAAUUCUGGCUUUUUUAACCAUGUGUACUGCAUGUGUUUUAUGAAAUUGCAUUGUCCCCUUUCAAAAAUAAACUGAUAAACUGAAACGUGGAUAUGAGUCCAUAGAGGCGAUGAAAGUCGUUAUGUUUUACCCCCAAAAAUGUGCUACCAUAUCAGACAGUUGGUAUUACUAUCAUGAAAAAAAUGCAAGUGCGGCGUUGUUGGAGGUGCCGGAUGCAAUUAUGACUAGCGAUAAAGUGGUUUGGUUUUCCCUCAUAAAAUUAUAAUGUCUUUUAUAAUGUUUCAACUGGUUAGUAUUAUCGUGUCAAAAAAAAAAAAAUGUUGAUGCUAGAUGCAGCUGUGACUCCCUUAAUAAGGACGAAAUAGUUUACAAUUUAUUAAUAAACUGUGUCGUGAAAACAAUAUGCAUGGUGCAUUUCAGUCAGUUAAUAUUAUUGUGUCAUGAAAAUAAAAUGUGGAUGUAGAAGUGCGGUGCCGGUUGCGGAUGCUACUAUGACUUCAUAAUACGGAUUAGACCGUUUACAGGUUACCAAUAUACUGUACUGUGAUAACAUCCAGAAACAGAAUUUUUUUUUUUCGUAUUAUCGUGUCAGAAAAGAAAUGCGGAAGUGGUGGCGCUGGAUGUUUUGGUGCCGGAUGCAGCGGUACUGGGUGCAGAUGCGACUAUGACUUUAUACGAAAGAUGAAACAGUUUACGGUUUAAUCGAUGAUUAGUGUUGCUAAAAAAUGUGAAUGUCCCAUGCUGAAUGCAGCCGUGCCGGAUGUGCAGGUGCCGGAUGCAGAUAUGACUUCAAUAUAAGGAUGAAAUGGUUUACCAUAAAAAAAAGCUUGAUAACGUUUCAUGUGGUUGCUAUUACCAUGUUGUGGGGGGGAAAAAUGCCGUGUAUGAUUUCUCAAGUGUUGGACAACUUAAUACACAAUAUGAUUUUUCUCCCUACUUAU